AUGCGUGAGGUGUCCUGCGUGAGCAUGAGAGGUGUUUGCUGUUGGAUAGCUCAGUCCUUCCUCGUGCCGUGUCUCGGACAGAAGGUGCUGAACGGUAGCAAGCAGAAGGCCAGUACUAUGGGCCUGGUACUGGAUGCAGGAAGAAUAAGAUUUAAAAUGCUCGUUCCCUGGUGCUACGAUUCACAGGAUCCCAAGUGUGGCCCCAGGUACUGGAAGGAUCUGGCAAUGGGCUGUGGAGGAGAUAACCAGUCGCCCAUUAACAUUGACAGGCGUAAAGUGCAGAGGGACAGGAACCUAGGAGACGUCCUCUUUGAGGGUUAUGACCAGGCCCCGCCGGGCAAGUGGAGGCUCAUGAACAAUGGGCACACGGUGGUGAUGAGACUGGAAGGCAUGUCUGUGAGCGAACAUAUCAAUAUCACCAUUGGGGUGCUUCUUGAGAAGUUCCGAGCCCUGCAGUUCCAUUUCCACUGGGGGAACCUCAAGGGGAACGGCUCCGAGCACACCAUUGAUGGACACCAGUUCCCCAUGGAGCUGCACCUUGUUCACAUGAACACCAAGUACAAAACCUUCAACGAGGCCAAAGGGCAUCCGAAUGGGCUGGCUGUCCUGGGCUUCUUGUACAAGGUGUCGGAUGCUGAUAACUCCAAUUACAACACGAUUGUAGCUGGCCUGAAGAACAUUUCCCGUCAAGGGGAUUUUGUGGAUUUAGCAUCCACAUUUUGCUUGAACAACCUUCUUCCCAGCAUGGCCAAGCUGUCCAAGUACUACCGCUAUCAGGGCUCCUUGACCACCCCGGACUGCGCGGAGGUUGUCGUCUGGACGCUGUUUGAGGAGCCCAUCCCUAUCAGCCAGUCUCAGCUGAACGCAUUUGUCAACACAGUUCACUUCCCGGCCAAUGGCACCGGCACCUCUCUAGUGAAAAUGACCAACAACUUUCGACCGCCACAGCCUCUCAAGAACCGAAAAGUCUCUGCGUCCAGAGAUGCCACGAUCAGCCGCAGUGCCAUGCCCGGCGUCAGCCUCCCGCUCCUUCCUCUGCUCUUGGCUCUCCAGAUUGUCCACUUCUCAGGCCCCUCCUAA
Messenger RNA from Emys orbicularis (European pond turtle), 1080 nucleotides. Its product is annotated as carbonic anhydrase 15-like. Gene Ontology annotation, molecular function: carbonate dehydratase activity; zinc ion binding. The record is from RefSeq and is a predicted model, not a curated record. Lineage: Eukaryota; Metazoa; Chordata; Testudines; Emydidae. Gene Ontology annotation, cellular component: plasma membrane. The transcript has 8 exons. Bases 1 to 1080 code for a protein of 359 amino acids. Gene Ontology annotation, biological process: one-carbon metabolic process.